CGUGAAAGUUAGUGUUUCCGGUGCGCACUUGAACGCAGCAGUAGCGUUUGCUGAACUCGUGUUGAGCAGAGCGCCGCCUCACUUCACCACCUCACCAACUCAGCGACUACAACAAUGAGUGUCUGAGCAAGCAUGUACCGGCUAGUUUGAAUUGAAGUUUACUUCAGUAAAACUGCCCCGUUAUAUUCACUAUAUGUGCUCAUCGGAGGUUUGUCCAAAGCACUGUUUUAAAUGGAGCUAGAGGACCAAUGGUGGAAAGGACAACUCGCUGCAGACAUUUAUCAGGCACUACGAUACAAAGAGCUCAAGUUACCGUCCUACAAAGGCCAGUCCCCUCAGCUCAACUUGAGACGAUACUUUGCCGACCUCAUCGCCAUCGUCAGCAACCGCUUCAGGCUGUGUCCUGCCGCCCGACACCUGGCCGUCUACCUGCUGGACCUCUUCAUGGACCGCUAUGACGUCUCGGUGCAGCAGCUCCACAUGGUCUCACUCUCAUGUCUUCUUUUGGCCAGUAAAUUUGAGGAAAGGGAGGACCGGGUGCCCAAGCUGGAGACCCUGAACAACCUGGGCUGCAUGAGCUCCAUGAACCUGGUCCUGACCAAGCAGGGUUUACUGCACAUGGAGCUGCUACUGCUGGAAACCUUCCAGUGGAACCUGUACCUCCCUACAGCCGCCCAUUUCAUAGAGUACUACCUAUCUAUUGCCGUCCAAGAGGGAGACCUGCAUGAUGGCUGGCCUAUGACCUGCAUGGACAAGACCAAACUAUACAUGGCCAAGUAUGCUGAUUACUUCCUGGAGGUUUCCUUGCAAGAUCAUGUGUUUCUGUGUUUCGCCCCCUCGCUGAUAUCUGCUGCGUGCGUGGCCACCUCCCGCCUCAUCCUCCACCUGUCCCCGACAUGGCCGCCCCGCCUGCAGCGCCUCACGGGCUACACGUGGGACAGCCUGGUCCCGUGUACCGAGAAACUACUCAUGGCACAUGACAGUGAUGUCAAAGAGGCCAACAAGCAGAAGUGCCAGCAGCCCGGCCAGCAGCAGCAGACGGUGUUCCACGGUUCAGGCCAGACAGCCACCGUGGCCCAGUACCUGCACCGGCCCAGCGUGCAGUUUCCCCCCCAGCAGGCUCCCCAGCCAGGCCUGGCUCCAAACCUCAGGCCCACCUCCUACCUCAGCCACUCCGCCGCCAGCCUGCAGCCUCCCAACGCCAACAACGCCCAGGCCAUCACCGCCUCACAGGAUCCAAAGUCCAGCAUUCCCAACAGGGCUUACCAAGUCAGCAUGCACUAUACCUGCGCCGCUCCGUGCUUCGACAGAUGAUGGAGUUUCAGGAUGUGGAGAGGAAGAGAUGAGAGAUGUGUCUCACUGAAGGAAGAAGUUUUUAAUUUGGAGAGACUUUAUGAGAUUGGUACAGCACUUUGAACCAACGUGCAAUAUGCGUACUGUAAUUUUCUGUGGAGAGCCUGCAUUAAGAUUAUUUUUGUUUUGUUUGAGAUAUAUUGGGUAUGAAUGUUGUUGUGAGGCGGCUAGAGGCAGAGUUUGCACCCACUAGUGUCACUGUAGAAUUUAGCUGCAGACCAAAAGUAUUUAUUUGAGCCAAAUUACCUCAGAAGUAUUGAAUGUUUAAAUACCUCACGCCUAUAGCCUUUAAGAUAUAAGGGCAGUUACAAAAAAUGACUUAUGUUAGUUUGUGGUUGAGAUUAGCGAACACAGUUUGUGUAGGUGUUCUGUACCUCGAACUUUUCUUUCUUUCUUUCUUUCUUUUUUUUUGAUGUCAUUUGUAAAACUAAGAAAAAAGAUGCUCCUCUAGAUGUCACAACUUAUUUGCAGAGAUAAUUGUUGCUCUUCUUCUAUACACAGAGAAUUCCAGUCAGUGCUGUGCACUUCUACGAUGAUAGUUUUAAAUAAAAUACAAAUCUGUGUUAGUUGAA
Messenger RNA from Sebastes umbrosus (honeycomb rockfish), 1925 nucleotides. RefSeq names its product cyclin J (gene ccnj). Gene Ontology annotation, biological process: mitotic cell cycle phase transition; regulation of cyclin-dependent protein serine/threonine kinase activity. Gene Ontology annotation, cellular component: nucleus; cytoplasm; cyclin-dependent protein kinase holoenzyme complex. Bases 232 to 1314 code for a protein of 360 amino acids. Gene Ontology annotation, molecular function: cyclin-dependent protein serine/threonine kinase regulator activity. The record is from RefSeq and is a predicted model, not a curated record. The transcript is spliced from 6 exons. Lineage: Eukaryota; Metazoa; Chordata; Actinopteri; Perciformes; Sebastidae.